GGGGCGGUGGAGGUACGGCGGCCGGGAGGGGCGGUUUGUCUGUCUGUCCUGGGGCGGGGAGAGGUGUGCCCGUCUGGCGGCAGGGAAAGGGAACUGUCUGUCCGUCUAUCUGUCCACGGAGCGGGGAGGAAGGCUUCGUCCUGAAGGAGCGAGGGCGUCAGGGGUGUGUCUUUCCGUCCGUCCGUCUGUCCGUCCGUCCGUCGGUCCAGGGAGCGGGGUUGGUGUGGAGGUGGGGGGACGCGUGUCCUUCAACUGGCGGUGGGAGAGGCUCUGUCUGUCCGCCUGUCUGUUUGUCGGGGGGCAAAGAUCCCGGGGCGGGGAAGGAGUGACCGUGCUGAGGCUGCGUAUGUCAGUCUGUCUGUCUGUCCUGGAAGGGAUCGGCCUGUCCGCCUGAGGGAGGGUCGGUCGGCCGGUCUGUCCGUCUGGGGGCGUGGGGGGAGGAGUCUGUGUUUCUGUCUGUCUGUCUUUCUGCGGGUCCGGGAAGGGCCGGCAGCCAUCUGCCCUUGGGGUGAGCGUCCGUCUGUCCCGGCUGUGAGCCUCCCCUCCCUCUCAGAGCCCCGCCAUGAGCUCCAAGGCCAAACGGGUGUUGCCCACCCGCCCCGAGCCGCCCACCGUGGAGCAGCUCCUGGCCGACGUGCGGGGCGCACCCCCGGCCGACCCCGUCCUCCUGCUCCCGGCUGAGCCUCCCCGGGGCAGCGGUGCUGACCGUGACGGCCCCGCUCCAGGGCAGGAGGACGGCGUGGAGGAGCAGGAGCGGCUGUACCGGCAGUGCCGCGGUUACGUGGAGAUGAACCGGCGGUUGCGGGAGGCGCGCGGGGAGCUGGCAGAGAAGCGUGACGAACUGCAGAGGGCGGGCGCGGCACUGGAGAGAGACAUCGCCGAGAUGCGGCAGAAGGCGUUCUGAGCACCCGCGGCCUUCAUCCCCACCACGUGGCUGUGCGAGCAGCUCUGCCCCCUACCAGCGCCAUGUCCACACGGCAUCGCUUCACCUACGACUUCUCCAUCUGGUACUGCCCUGAGGACCACGCCGUCGCCUCCAUCAUCGCUGAGUUCUUGAUGAAAAAGGGCUUCCGAGGCUACUUGGAGCACUGGGACCAGGUGGCUGGCACCCCGGUUGUGCUGAGUGCCACUGAGGCCAUCGGUGCCAGCAGGGUUGGCAUCCUCCUGCUGUCCCCCACAUCUGUGGGGGAUGCGUGGUGUCAACGGGUGUCCGAGUGGAACUUGCAGCACGUCGUGGAGCGCGGUGGCACCAGGGUGCUCCCCGUGUGCCUGGGGCUGAGGAAGGAGGAGGUGCCACCCUUCCUGCAGCACCUCACCCAGCUGCAGUAUCAGACCCCUUUCUUCUUCGAGCGGCUGCUGCGGAGCCUGGCAGCAUCGCAGGCCCUACCAGGAGAGCUGAAGAGAGCCGAGAGCUGAGGGGCAGCUGGGGGUGGUGGGUGGGGGUCUUGUGGUGCGGUGAGAGCAGGGUGGUGGGAAUGGGCCACCAUGAUGGGUGCACGCAGUGGGACACUGCAGCGAUGUGCCUGGGGCUGCGGUUAUCACAAACCUUGACAAAUCCUCAAUAAAACCCUUCUUGGGAA
Centrocercus urophasianus (Greater sage-grouse) is the source of this 1580-nucleotide messenger RNA. RefSeq names its product chromosome unknown C19orf25 homolog (gene CUNH19orf25). Lineage: Eukaryota; Metazoa; Chordata; Aves; Galliformes; Phasianidae. Bases 563 to 904 code for a protein of 113 amino acids. The record is from RefSeq and is a predicted model, not a curated record. The transcript has 3 exons.